UGCGGGCGGCUCCCGGACAGCGGGGAGCAGAGUCCUGGAGGUGUCGGAGGCAGGAGCAGCAUGCACAGAGUGCGGGUAGUGCUGGGGCACCUGCCGGGGGCCUCCCGGGGAGGAGUGAGGGCAGAGUACUGCUCAGCACCCGGGGACCCCGACCAGGACAUUGUGCUGGUGCAUGGCAGGAGGACCCCGAUCUGCAAGGCCAAAAGAGGGGGCUUCAAGGAUACCACCCCAGACGAGCUCCUCUCCAGCGUAAUGACUGCCGUCCUCGGGGAUGUGAAGCUGAACCCGGAGAGAGUGGGAGAUAUCUGCGUUGGGAAUGUUUUACAGCCCGGUGCGGGGGCGCUGGUCGCAAGAGUUGCCCAGUUUCUAAGCGGUAUCCCGGAGUCGGUUCCGUGUUACUGCGUUAACAGGCAGUGCUCCUCGGGCCUGCAGGCCAUCAUCAACAUAGCAGGUGGAAUCAGAAAUGGUUCGUAUGACAUUGGCUUGGCGUGUGGGGUGGAAUCCAUGACGCUUCAAAGUGUCGGCAACCCCGGAGAUCUGAGCCCCCGCUUCCUGGACAACGACAAAGCCAAAGACUGCAUAAUCCCCAUGGGGAUUACCUCUGAAAACGUGGCCGAGAGGUUUGGGGUCUCCAGACAGAAGCAGGACGCGUUUGCGCUGACGUCACAGCAGAGGGCCGCAGCCGCCCAGAGAGCGGGGCGUUUCAAAAACGAAAUCGUUCCGGUAACCACCACUUUCACGGAUGAUCAGGGGAACCAGAAAACGAUCACCGUGACGGAGGACGAAGGCAUCAGAGCCGGGACCACCCUGGAGGGGCUCGGCAAGCUAAGGCCAGCGUUCAAAGAAAACGGGACCACCACAGCCGGAAACUCCAGUCAGGUCAGUGAUGGCGCGGCCGCCGUGCUGAUGGCCAAACGCUCCGCUGCCGCGCAGUUAGGACUUCCCAUCAUGGGUGUGCUGAGGUCGUACGCCGUGGUCGGAGUUCCCCCCGAUGUCAUGGGAAUUGGACCAGCUUAUGCCAUACCUGUGGCCCUCGAGAAAGCAGGUCUCUCCAUACAUGACAUCGAUGUGUAUGAAAUAAACGAAGCGUUUGCCAGCCAGGCCGUUUAUUGCGUGGAGAAGCUGGGAAUCCCCCCGGAGAAGGUGAAUCCCAACGGGGGGGCCAUCGCUCUGGGACACCCCCUGGGCUGCACGGGGGCCCGACAGACGGUCACGCUGCUCAACGAGUUAAAACGCCGGGGCCGGAGGGGGUUUGGCGUUGUGUCGAUGUGCAUCGGAACAGGAAUGGGGGCGGCUGCCGUGUUUGAAUACCCAGGAAAUUAACCCCAAAAUGGCCACGAGACCCCGCAGACCAGAUGAACGGGGGGCCGCGCUCUUAAUACCCGCACUGGAAGGAUAAUUGUUUUUCUUUAAUUUAAAGCGCAUUCAGAUUUUUCAUUUUAUUCUAAUAACCAAUCGGAGAUUCCCAUCCGUACUAAAAUAUCCCGGCUAUUAUGGGGGGGGGGGGUAUUUGGGAGAGACGGAUUUUCUGCGUCCUGCUGUAGUUUGUAUUUUUUAAUACAAUUGUUGCAAAUAACGUGUACAAUAUAUAUUAAUUUUGAUAAUAAA
Molecule: messenger RNA, 1608 nt
Organism: Spea bombifrons (plains spadefoot toad)
Lineage: Eukaryota; Metazoa; Chordata; Amphibia; Anura; Pelobatidae
Gene: ACAA1
Product: acetyl-CoA acyltransferase 1
Exons: 12
Coding region: 61-1323 (420 amino acids)
Biological process (GO): fatty acid beta-oxidation; phenylacetate catabolic process
Cellular component (GO): peroxisome
Molecular function (GO): acetyl-CoA C-acyltransferase activity
Source: RefSeq, a predicted model, not a curated record